Molecule: messenger RNA, 2958 nt
Organism: Motacilla alba alba
Lineage: Eukaryota; Metazoa; Chordata; Aves; Passeriformes; Motacillidae
Gene: FSCN2
Product: fascin actin-bundling protein 2, retinal
Exons: 5
Coding region: 1358-2833 (491 amino acids)
Biological process (GO): cell migration; establishment or maintenance of cell polarity; actin filament bundle assembly
Cellular component (GO): actin cytoskeleton; cytoplasm
Molecular function (GO): protein-macromolecule adaptor activity; actin filament binding
Source: RefSeq, a predicted model, not a curated record
GGUGCCCGGAGGGGUCGUCACGAGCACGUGCGGUGCCACCAGCCCUCCGUGGGGAGGGGUCUGGCUGUCCCCAGGCCGGGGGGACGCAGGGACGCGCUGUGCCCGUGGGACAGCGCCCAGGGCCCCCCCCGAUGGGAACCUGACCCCGCCGGGGGGGCAGGGGGGCCGGCAUGUAUAAAUGCCGCUCCCGGCCGCGCUGCCGGGCAGGUGCCGGCGGGCACCCGCCGAGAGCCACGCGGGUCCCCCCGGCCCCCCCCCCGGGCCCCCCAGGACCCUGACCCACUUAUUCCCCCCCGGCGUGGGCCGAAAGCCGAGCCGGCUCCGUUUCGGGGGUCAGUUACAGCGGGCGCGGCUCGGGUGUCGCGGCUCGGGGGGCCUCGGCACCCCCCGGCGCGGGCAGCGCCAGCCCGGCAUGAAAAAGUCAUGAGCAACCAAAGCUGGGGCUGCUUGCGGCAACAAUAACCGGGCACCGGGCUGACACCGGAGCCGCGGGGCAUCGCCGCGGCACGGCCGCACCCCGGCACGGGGGUCGGGGCGCUUCGGGGGGCCCGGGUGGUGGCAGAGCCCGUCCCCGCCGGUCCCCGGGGACCCCAGUGGAGCGUGGCCGAGGCCGGGGGUCCCAGCAGGGCUGGGGUUGGAGUGGGGACUGUCCCCUACACCGCUGUCCCCUCCUGCCCCCACGCCCCCAUCCUCGCCUGUCCCCCCCCCCAAGGGCCGGACCCCCAAUCUCUGUCCUGAGCUCCCGGCGGGCUCAGCCCCGAAGGAGCCCGCGGCCCGGGGGUUGGCUCGGAGGCUCGGGGGCGUCCGUGACCCCGAUCCACAGCUGCAGGAGGGAUUUGGGGCCGCAGGACAGAUGGAGGCCAAGGGCCCCAAAGCAGGAUAAAAGGUUUACACUAAUCAAAAUGCCUGGCUAAUUGGAAAAGGCGCUUAGGGGCUGGCCGGGAGGCGGCGCGGCUGGAGGUGACCCGCUGCUGAAUCAGAGGGGCCGGUAACCUUAACCCGCCGGGAUCGGAACGGAUACGCCGGCCCGGAUCGGGUUCCCGCCCAAGUUUUCCACCCGCGGCUCCGCCACAGCAGGACGGGGCCGCGGCGAGGGACGGUGGCGUGGCCGGGGGCUGCCGCGGUGCCCCCUCGCCCGGGCGCCCCCGGUGCCCAUCGCAAGCCGGCCGGUCUCUAAUCCCAGCCGCGGGUAAUCGAACGGGUCGCAGCCCCCCGGGGCCCCGUCCCGCUCCGUGGGUCCGGGGCAGCGCAGCCGCCCCUGCCGCGGGCGCUCCGUCCGGCCCCGCCGCGACGCCCGGGCUCGGCAGCGCCGGGGAGCCCCCGCCGGCCCCCGGGGGCCGCCCCGCCUCGGCGGAAGAUGCCAACGAAUGGGAUCCACCAGGUGCUGAAGAUCCAGUUCGGGCUGAUCAACUGCGAGAGCCGCUACCUGACGGCGGAGAGCUUCGGCUACAAGGUGAACGCCUCGGCGCCCAGCCUGAAGCGCAAGCAGAUCUGGACGCUGGAGCAGGAUGAAGCCGACAGCUCCAUCGUCUUCCUCAAGAGCCACCUGGGCCGCUACCUGGGCGCCGACAAGGACGGGAAGGUGCGCUGCGAGGCGGAGCAGCCGGGCCGGGACGAAGGCUUCAGCAUCAUCACGCAGUCGGACGGGCGCUGGGCGCUGCAGUCGGCCCCGCACCGGCGCUUCUUCGGGGGCCGCGAGGACCGGCUGUCCUGCUUCGCCCCCAGCGUGACCGAGGGCGAGCUCUGGACCGUGCACCUGGCCAUGCACCCCCAGGCCAACCUGCUGAGCGUCAGCCGCCGCCGCUACGCCCACCUGAGCGCCCACGAGGACGAGAUCGCCACCGACAGCAACCUGCCCUGGGGGGUGGACGCGCUCAUCACGCUCUGCUUCCAGGACAAGAAGUACAGCCUGCGCACGGCCGACGAGCGCUACCUGCGCUGCGACGGCACCUUGGUGCCCGAGCCCGGCGCCGGCACCGGCUACACCCUCGAGUUCAAGGCCGGCAAGUUGGCGUUCAAGGACUGCGACGGGAAGUACCUGGCGCCCACCGGGCCCACCGGCACCCUCAAAUCCGGCCGCAGCUCCAAGCCGGGCAAAGAUGAACUCUUCGAUCUGGAGGAGAGUCACCCCCAGGUGGUGUUCACGGCGGCCAACGGCAGAUACGUCUCCAUCCGGCAGGGUGUGAAUGUCUCAGCAAACCAGGACGAGGAGCUGAACCACGAGACCUUCCAGCUGCAGAUCGACCGCGACACCAACAAGUGCAGCCUCCACACCAACACCGGCAGCUACUGGACCCUGGUGGCCCACGGGGGCAUCCAGGCCGUGGCCACCGAAAUCGCUGCCAACACCAUGUUUGACAUCGAGUGGCGCGGGCGGCGCGUGGCCCUGCGCGCCAGCAACGGCCGCUACGUCUGCACCAAGAGGAACGGGCAGCUGGCGGCCGUCAGCGACACCGUGGGGGAGGACGAGGAGUUCACCCUGAAGCUGAUCAACCGCCCGAUGCUGGUGCUGCGGGGCGAGCACGGCUUCGUCUGCUACCACCGGGGCUCCAACCUGCUCGACUCCAACCGCUCCGUCUACGACGUCUUCCACAUCAGCUUCAGCGACGGCGCCUACCAGAUCCAAGGUCAGGGGGGCAAGUACUGGUACGUGGCGAGCAGCGGCUCGGUGUGCAGCGACGGGGACCUGUCCGAGGAUUUCUUCUUCGAGUUCCGGGAGCGGGGCCGCGUGGCCAUCAAAGGGAAGAACGGGCGGUACCUGCGCGGGGACCCCGCGGGGACCCUGCGUGCCGACAGCGAGUCCGUGCUGCGGGCCACGCUCUGGGAGUACUGACCCCCAGAGACCCCCCCGGAGCCCAGCCCUGCCCACGGGCACCCGCCUGUCCCCGGCACAGCGGGGUGGUGGCAGCUGUGCCCCCGCGACUCGCGGCAUUAAAGUCACCUGGAUCACACCCAGGC